Mesocestoides corti is the source of this 1755-nucleotide messenger RNA. Lineage: Eukaryota; Metazoa; Platyhelminthes; Cestoda; Cyclophyllidea; Mesocestoididae. The record is from the annotation of a GenBank genome assembly.
AUGGAGUUUAUCGCAUUGCCGUCCAUGUAUAAUAGUCCCUCUAAUGAGAUACUUUUCGGCAGCUCAGGUUGCUGGGAAGGAAAACUCAGCUCUCGUAUUGGGCAUGCCUGCCAGCUUGAUAUCGACCAAGUGGCUGAGUUCCCUCGAGCUACAAGCGUUGUCUGCUCUCUUGGUGCGUCAUGGUUUUCAGCGGAGGGUAUCAAGACGAUGAUUGAUAAUGGAAUGAACAUGUUGAGGUUGAAUUUAAACACGCUUUCGAGGGAAAUGUGUCUCGAAGCCGUAAAGACUGUUCGAAAACUCGAAGAACUUUCAAAUUACAAGCAUUGUGUGGCUAUUGUAAUGGAUGUGACUGUUGAAUCCAUCCGAACAGGAUUCUUUCAAGGGGGACCCAAAUCAGUGGUAGUGUUUAAUGAGGGUGACAAAGUGCAGCUGACGAUGGAUGAAAGCAUUCGAAAUGACUGCACUAAGGAACGAAUGUUCAUCGACACGUCGAACUUCCCUCAGAUGAUUCAUAACGUUUACAAGGGAGAUCGUAUCUUCCUUGGUGAUGGUCUUGUUUGCAUGAUCGUCAAAGAAAUCGGAAUGGAUUACAUUAACUGUCUGGUUGAAGAGGGAGGCCCGGUUACCGGAUACCAGCGUGUCAUCUUGCCGCGUGAGCGUUUGUACCAUCGAUCCAUCGAAGCCAGUUACCUCAAAGAUUUAGCUUUUGCUGCUGAAUGCAACGUCGAUUUUGUCUUCACUAGUUACGCUGACAAUGCUCAAAUGAUUUUGGACGCGAAGUCCCGCCUUCCAACUGGCACUAAAGUUUUUGCCAACAUCGAAACCAAGGCAUCAGUCCGCAAUCUGGCGGAAUUAAUUGAGCAUGCUGACGGUAUUGUUGUGUCGCGUGCGGCCUUGGGCUUGGAGUUUCCUCCGGAGAAAAUAUUCAAACUACAAAAAUACAUCAUCGCACACUGCAACGUCGCGAGAAGACCCGUGUUUGUGAUUGCUCAGCUGCUUGAAUCAAUGUACAACAAACCUCGACCCACACGCGCCGAGGCCUCUGAUGUGGCCAACGCUGUACUCGAUGGCGCCGACGGUCUAAUUCUCACUUCUGAAACAUCCAAAGGCAUCUACCCCCACGACGCCGUCAAAUUUAUGCACCAAAUCUGUCGUGAAGCCGAACGUGCCAUGUUCCACAAAACGAUUCGUUCUGAACUAAAUGCGUACCGAGCGUCCAUGGGGCUUUGCAAGCGCAAUAUCUCUCACGUUACCGCCUUGUCCGCGGUCGAAGCAGCUGAGAAUAGUAACGCCAAGGGUAUCUUCGUUAUCACAACUACUGGCGAAUCAGCGAUCUCGGUUGCCUGUGCUGGUCCCUGUUGCCCCGUGAUCGCGAUAACUCGCCACCCCGAGGUCGCCAGGCACUGUCACGCCUAUCGCGGCGUCUUUCCCUUUGUGUACACAGGCGAGCGUUUGCAAAGCUGGUCGGCGGACGUGGACCUGCGUUUGAACGCCGCCGUGAAAUUCGCUCGUUCCGAGGGCAUCGUCAAGCCCCAGGACACCGUGGUCAUCGUCACCGGCACGAUAGCUGGUACGGGACGCACCAACACUAUGCAAAUCUUUAAGGUACCCGGUGAGAAAAAUCGGUUGGAGGUGGUCUCGUCCAAGUCAAAAUUGGUCUAUCCCGAUGUUGACCUUGAGGCGCUCCGGCUAGCCAAUGGGCACGGCGACUUGAGGGGACCAACUGGCGUCGACCUGCCCCGUUGUCCGCUUUAA